Messenger RNA from Ornithorhynchus anatinus (platypus), 5226 nucleotides. Its product is annotated as zinc finger protein ZXDC. Gene Ontology annotation, molecular function: transcription coregulator activity. Gene Ontology annotation, biological process: regulation of transcription by RNA polymerase II. Gene Ontology annotation, cellular component: nucleus. NCBI's taxonomy places the organism in Eukaryota, Metazoa, Chordata, Mammalia, Monotremata, Ornithorhynchidae. The coding region runs from base 1 to 3264 and encodes 1087 amino acids. The transcript is spliced from 11 exons. The record is from RefSeq and is a predicted model, not a curated record.
AUGGAAAUCCAGGGGCUGGUCGCGGGCCGGAGCCCGCGCGGGAGCCAACAUGGCGGUGGGCGCGCCGGGGCCGCCCGCCCCCGGCCACCCCCGCCCUGCGACCCGCCGCCGGGACCUCGUGUGCACGGAGGUUCUGACCCGCCAGCGUUCGCCGCGCCUACCCGGAGACGCCUUCUUCUCCGGGGGCCGGAAGAUGCCGGGGGCCAGCGGCGGGAUAAACCGCCCCCGCUCCCCGGGGAGGGCGAGGCCUCCGACGAGCUGGGCUUCCCCGUGUUCCUGAUGGAGGAGAAACCGCCGGCGGCCGGCGAGCCGGGCUCGGGCCUGGGCCUGGGCGCCGCGCCUCCGGCCGGCCCGGACAGCAGCGGCGGGGACGCCUUCCUGGUGGUUUUCAACUUGGUGCGGGGGACCGGGGAGAACGAGGGACGGGAGGCGGAGGGCCCGGCUCCGAAGCCCAAGGAGGCGGCGGCGGAGGAAGAAGAGGAGGAGGAGGAGGACGACGACGAGGAGGACGAGGAAGCCGGCGGCUGGAGCCGAGGCUGCAACGGCCGCCCUGGCCCGUCCUACGCCCCUCGAUCUUCUCGAGGCCUCCAGGCCGAGCCGCCGCCCCUCCCCGAGCUGCAGGCCUUGCAGCUUCUCCCCCCCGGGCCCGCUCCGGACGGGAGGGCCCCGCCCGCCGAGGUCCCCCCUGCGACGGCCGGCCCCCCGGCCCCCUCCUUCUCGGGCACCAUCACCAUUAACAACCAGAAUCUGAUCGUGCGGAUCGAAAAUGGUUUCCUCACUCUGGCGGCGCCCGGGGAUGCCCCCGGACCGGUCGGGGCCAAAGAGGCGGCGCCCAGCGCCUUGCCGGCCGGCGGGCCCGGGCUCGGCCCCGGCCCCGGUCCCGGCCCCCAGGCCCUGCCGGAAGAGCAAGACGGGAGCCAGGGCGCGCUUUGUGCCAUGGAGCAGGCCGAGCUGGGACUCCCCGAUCCGGUGGCCAAUUUCCUCUUGCCGGAGCCCGGGGACCCCCUGGGAAAGGCGCGGGAAGUCGAAGGGUCCACCCCGGGGGCCAGAAAAGGGGGCGCGGGGGCCACCGGGGUGGUGCUGGUCUACCACUGCCCGGAGCCCAAUUGCCCGCAGACCUUCUCCAAGAAGCACCAGCUGAAACUGCAUCUGCUGUCUCACAGCAGCACCCAAGGCCAGAGGCCCUUCAAAUGCCCCCUGGACGGGUGUGGGUGGUCCUUCACCACCUCCUACAAACUCAAGAGGCACCUACAGUCCCACGACAAGUUGAGGCCUUUCACCUGUCCCACGGGAGACUGUGGCAAGCGAUUCACCACAGUCUACAACCUGAAGGCCCACAUGAAGGGGCACGAACAAGAGAACACCUUCAAGUGCGAGGUGUGUGCCGAGCGCUUCCCCAGUCAUGCCAAGCUCAGCACCCACCAGAGGACCCACUUUGAGCCAGAGAGGCCCUACAAGUGCGAGUUUCCUGGUUGUGAGAAGACAUUUAUUACUGUAAGUGCAUUAUUUUCCCAUAAUCGAGCCCAUUUCAGGGAACAAGAACUAUUUUCAUGCUCUUUCCCCGGCUGCGACAAACAGUAUGACAAGGCAUGUCGGCUGAAAAUUCACUUGCGAAGUCAUACAGGUGAAAGACCUUUUAUCUGUGACUUUGAUGGUUGUGGCUGGUCCUUCACUAGCAUGUCUAAACUCUUAAGACACAAAAGGAAACAUGAAGAUGAUAGGAGGUUUACCUGUACUGUAGAAGGCUGUGGGAAGUCUUUCACAAGAGCAGAACAUUUGAAAGGCCACAGUAUAACUCACCUGGGCACAAAGCCGUUUGAGUGUCCUGUAGAAGGGUGCUGUGCUAAGUUCUCUGCACGUAGUAGUUUGUACAUUCACUCUAAGAAACACCUUCAAGAUGUGGAUUCCUUAAAAAGCCGCUGUCUUGUCUCCAGUUGUAGUAAACUAUUCACAUCGAAGCACAGUAUGACGGCUCACAUGAUCAAACAGCACAACUUCAGUCCAGAUCUCUUAACCCAGCUUGAAGCUACAACUUCCCUUACACCUAGCAGCGAACUUACCAGCCCAGGGCAAAAUGAUCUCAGCAAUGUAGAUCUUGUGUCUCUCUUUAAUGUAUCUGGUAACGGUUCUACAGUUGCAACCGACGUAGCACUGGUGAACUCUGGAAUUCUCACUAUUGAUGUUGCUUCAGUGAGUUCGACUCUUGGAGGGAACCUUCCUGUUAAUAAUAAUAAUAAUAGCAAUUCCUUAGGGCAGACGGUGGACCCAUUGAUCUUGGUGGCUAGCAACGAUAUCCCUCACGGUUUGGACAAUUCUCUCUUACUUGGAACCACGGCCACCGUCUUACAGCAAAGCACUUUAAAUCUGGAUGAUGUACAGACUGUAAAUGCAGAAGCCUUAGGUUCUCUGGCAUCCUUAUCCUUGAAGAAUUCCGGUCAGGAUCUCCAUGGCUUGACAUCCAGCAAUAAUCUCACAAUAGACUCUACCACAUUGACCCCGUCAAGCAGCCUCAGUGGAAACUGUGUCCCUGAACUACUGACUCCAACAAAAAGCGAACGAAACUUGCUUCCUGGCUCAGAUGUUGUCGGACAGCAGGAAGGAAGCAAAGUGGUGACUCAAUUUGUAUUCUCCAAUCCCACGGGAAACUACAGUGCUCAAAAAGAAAUGGAUCUUAGCACAGUGACUGGCAGCUCAUUUUUGGAGAGUGGAGGCUCAGCCAGGACAGACUACCGAGCUAUUCAGCUAGCCAAGAAAAAAAAGCAGAGAGGAACAGGAAGCAGCACAGGAGCGUCAAGCUCUGCUCAGAGGAAAAGCAAAAGCGACAAAGUCAGUACUCCCAGCGUCUCCACAGGUCUUAGCUGUCGGUUGAGUGGAAGCAUCGUAGUGCCAAGUGGAGGCUUAAUGAUACGAGAUCCAGCCACCGGAGCCCAAUAUGUUCAGAUCCAGUUAUUGCAGGGUGAGUCCACAAUCCUGGCAAAUCCUGCAUUUAAAAACAAUCCCAUCCUGUUUUGGAAAAACACCAAUGUACUCCACUACACUCCCUCCUUGGAUUAUUUCAACCUCAGGGUGACGCCCCUUUGCAUCCUGUCCUGCAGGAUGAUCCUUCAGGAGAUGGAGACUUACCAUUUCAACUCGGUUCUCAGUCUUCCACAUCCCAUUCUCAUCUUACUGUUGAUUUGCCAGUACAUAUUCUUCAGGAGCCGCACACUUCAGCUGAGGAUGAUGCUGGUUCUGACAAAUCACAAUUCACAGGAAGCACAAUAAAUUUACAGGACCUAGAAUAGUAUCAGUACAGCUUCUUAAAAGAGGAAAUAGUGCAAUCUUGCUCUGUCACAUGAAAAAGGACAUUGUUUAGAGCAUAGUAUAUUUUAGAAAGCAUGAAAACGUGGAGCUAAUGUGCAUUUUUAUGGCUUGAAGUGGAUGGUUUAAUUGCACUGGAGAGGAAAAUAAGCAAAUUCCACACCCAGUGUAAUUUUGUAGGUCUAGCCUAAUAAUUUUCAAAUUGCUCAUGGAAGAUGCUUUUCUUCCAUUUUGUCGUGUCAGCAGAAGGUGUCAAGGGCAAACUACUUGAAAAACUGCCUUGUUAAAGACGAUAUUCACGAUGAUUGCCUUCAGAGAAAAGCAAAUGCUUUUACCUAAGUACUCAAUCACCUUUCACAUAAGGCCAUCUUUCCCUUCUCCAGCUUAAAUCAUCCAGCAUUUGCCUCAAUGGACAAUAUCCUCUACUAGAAAUGCAAAGAAAAAAUUCCAGCUCACCAGAGUGAAGAUACUUUCAAACUCAAACUAAAGGUAGGGGAUGGAAUAGUUUGCUUCUUUGACUGGGGUUCCCUUUCCUUUUGAGAUUUUUCACUGCCUUUAUUUGGCUAAUUUCUGUCAAAAUUUGAAGGAAAAAAACUGAAGUCCAACUGCCCAACAAACAAUAGAAGUAUUUGUUUGAAAUGGUAUUAGGGAAAUGUCCAACUUUUCUGUAAACUUUCCCGUUUUGAGGGCCUGGGUGAUUGGUGUCAAUUCCAAAUUCAAGGAUUAUGUUCAACAGCCACACAAUGCACAGAAAUAAUAAAGCAAAUAUUUAAUCUUUGCAAGCAUCUGAUGAAGCUUACGCUCCCACCAUCAUGAAAGCAUUACCUAAAUAUGAGUGAAAGAAAAAUGUAAUGAUUGAAACAUGGAGGUUGUAAAUGCUGCAAGUUUAAAUCGAAAUGUGGCCCAUCCUCUACCUAGACAUUUCAUAGCCCAAGUAAGCAUGGGUGAUAAAUGUUCCUUUUAGAGAAUCAACAAAAGCAAAAAACGGAUCCUGCAUUUAUGUAAGAAUAUUUGUUGGCAGAUGUCUUUUUAUUCUAAGUGGUGUACUGAAUGCCUACAAAAUAAUGUGUGGGACUUUAAUCAUGGGAUGUGUAUCUCUGUUUUUAUAAUUGUGAGUUUCAAGGCAUGUACAUAUAUAUAAAUAUAUAUUUUUACAAAGUAAGGUAUGUCAUGCAAAGGUCUUGAUUUUAUUAUCUUGCACAUAUUUAUUCUUUACAGAUCUGGAAUUCAUACAGGGUCAUUCAGAAAUGCUUUUUAAAUUUUUUUUUUCCUCCCCUCCCCUGUGCCUUUUGAAGUAAUUGCUUGUGUCCAGACAUUGCUUCUUGGACUUGAAAGAAGAACUUCAAGUAUUUUCCACUCUCCAUUUCACUCAUUUGAGUGAUUUAAGCAUAGUCCUAUCUGUGAUACUUGUUCAUUCCACUCAGCUGCAUGUACAGUCUGUUCCCAGGGCACUUAAGCCACACAAGACCACAACUCUCAGCUCCGUUUAGGUGGGAAAAUUUCACUCACAUAUGAUUUCUUCGUUUCUUUCCCCAAAGAUUUGUUACACAUCACUGGCCAGGUUCAAGGGGGCAGAAAUGGCUGACAGGCCAAUAGCACCACAUCUACCCAGGGUUGUUAGACCUGUUCUCUUCCAGCAGGCGGGGUCCAAGAGUGGGUUUUGUAGAUGCCUAAACUUCCCUUGAAUGGUGUGAACCGUGGAACUGCUUGAGAGAAUACGUUGGAUCACCUGUUCUUACUAGAAAGGAACGAGCAGAGAUAUGCUCUCCCUUGACCUGCAGCGGAAUCUACUUUUACACGUGUACCUUACUGAAUGUAAGUCAUGAUCUGUUUUGCUCUCCCAUUUUCCUUGGUUUAUAAAGUUCGUUGCUGGCAAUGGACACAGAUGCUUGUGCAGAAGAAUAAAGCUUUUUUUUUUUAUGGUCA